Molecule: messenger RNA, 5327 nt
Organism: Drosophila subpulchrella
Lineage: Eukaryota; Metazoa; Arthropoda; Insecta; Diptera; Drosophilidae
Gene: Eato
Product: ATP-binding cassette sub-family A member 3
Exons: 15
Coding region: 255-5039 (1594 amino acids)
Biological process (GO): lipid transport; transmembrane transport
Cellular component (GO): intracellular membrane-bounded organelle; membrane
Molecular function (GO): ABC-type transporter activity; ATP binding; ATP hydrolysis activity
Source: RefSeq, a predicted model, not a curated record
CCCAGAACGCAUUCAUUGGUGCCCUGUUGAUCGCAUUGCAGUUGCUGUUCCACUUAUAUAUACACAUUAUACAUAUAUGUCUGAUAUCAGACAUUACAAUCAGAAUAUUUCCCGAAGGGAAAAGCGGUUGCAAUGAACAUUUUUCGAUAAGUUUUGUGGACAAACAUUUAGCACAUCACAAGCUAAAGUUGACGCCUUGUCGCAACAACAGAGUGAAAAGAGAAAAAGUGGGGGAAAGUUGCUGCGAAUCAGAAAUGGCUUGCAGUUGCAGCCCACUGUUCUUUGUCUUUCUGCGGAAGAACCUGCUCUACCUAAGAUGCAACUUCCUGCCGCUGUUCUUGAUCUGCAUCGGAUUCGGCGGAGUCCUCACCGCCUAUCUGCACUGGUCGACCAAGCCCGUGCAGCUCCAAAUGGAGGAGUUUGAGCCCAAAAAUGAGAUGGCGCUCAAAGAAACGUACUUUCCCGGAAAUGAACAGGACUACAUAUACUAUGCACCCCAAUCCUCGAAUGUGGAGGACAUUGUGAAUCUCCUGCGGGUGGACCUGGGGUUAAUACCAGAGCGACUUCGGGCCUACAACAACAGUUUCGAGAUGCAGCUAAACAUGGAGCAGCAGUGCCGGUCGAAUUGCUUCGCCAUCAGCUUCGACCAGGUGCCAGACCGCGGAUCUGGCGGAAAGUUUCGGUACAGCCUGAGCUCGAAUCAGAUGAGAAUUUCGCCCAGGAAGCGCUUCGUUAACGACGAGGAGAUUAAUCAUCAGAAAGAUGAUGACGAUUACAUUCGUGCCGGUUUCCUGACCUUGCAGCACAUUUUGGACAAACAAUACAUGAAGUACCAGGAGCUGGGGAACAACUAUGAAAUACUGGUCAGCUCGAUGCCAAACCUGGAGGUUAUUAGCAUGGACAGCCAUCGUCUGACGUACUUUGGCACCUUGUGCAGCAUCCUGUUCAAUGUGGUUCUACUCAGUACCUUUGUUGUGCCCUUUGUGGAGGAGAAGCAGAACGGACUGAAGGAGUUUCUAAACCUGGUCACGCCCAUGAGUUUCCUCAACGGCCUCACCUUCUUCCUCAUUCGCUUCGUGUGCUAUACAGCGCUGAUACUCGUUGUCCUGAUCGUUGCUUACUUGUACAAGGCACUGGGGCUGAUCUGCUUCGCUUAUGUGGCGGUGUUGUUUCUGCUUUAUAUAUUGUCCACCAUGUCGUACGCAUAUCUGAUCUCUGUUUGUUUCCACUCAGUUUUCUAUGCGAAGAUUGGCGGCCUGGUGAUGCUGAUCAUUCCCUAUGUGUUCUCCUUUGUCCGAAGCUGGGCCACAUCGCUGGCCUUUGUCUUUUUCAGCACCAACGCCUUUCUGGAGGGAUUGGAUAUUUUCCAGACGUUCUCUAACAAGCAUCGCGAAUUCGGGGCUGCGGAUCUGUUUCGUGAAAUCAAAUACGAUUCCUCUAGGAUGUUUUGGGUCUAUGUUGUUCUCGUUUUCCAAUCCUUUUUGUACGCCCUGCUCUACAACUACUUGGGUUGUGUGUUUCCUGGUCCUGGCGGACUAAAGCGUCCUAUUUUCUUUUUCCUAGAUCCCAAUACCUACCGAAAACGACAACGCAAUGAGUACACGACUGCUCCCCGCGGCACCCAAGCCAUCAUAAUCACCGAGUUGUGCAAGAAGUUCCAGACAAGUAAGCGUGAAACGCUCAUUUCGGACAACCUAAAUAUGACAAUCAACAACAAGGAGAUUACAGUCUUACUGGGCCACAAUGGUGCCGGCAAAACCACGAUGAUGAACAUGAUAAUGGGACUGGUGCCCAAGGAUUCGGGCAAGAUAGUUGUGUGCAGUGAGCGCGAUGUGGCCUCCUAUCGCCACCUGAUUGGCUUCUGCCCGCAGCACAGUGUCUUCAUGAGCUACAUGACCUGUCUCCAGCACCUAGAAUUCUUUGCCCAGCUGCGUGGAGCUGGUCGCUCCAAUGCCCGUGAUUGGGCAAAUGAGAAGCUAACGAAACUGGGACUAGAAGAUAAGAAAGACCAUUUCGGAAAGGAUUUGUCGGGGGGCAUGAAGAGACGCCUUUCACUGGGUAUCGCCAUUGCCGGAAACACCAAAAUUGUAAUUCUUGAUGAGCCCUCGUCGGGAUUGGACAUUAACUCGCGCCGUGAGCUGUGGGACAUCCUUCUGAAUCUGCGCAAGGAGAAGGCUAUUUUGGUGACCACCCACUACAUGGAGGAGGCCGAGGUCCUUGGGGACACCAUCUGCAUACUGGCCAAUGGCAAGCUUCAAAGCAUUGGGUCUCCUUUGCAAUUAAAGCGCAAAUCGGGCAUCGGUUAUCGCUUGAAACUGGAGGUCAACGAUUUUACGUAUCGCGAAAACGAAAUAAUGGAAAUAAUCCACGACUUUGUACCAACAGCCAGGGUCUUGAAUGUGGUGAAGCCCACUGUGUAUAUUUGCCUGCCGUAUGCCUAUAAAAAGUGCUUCGCUGAAAUGCUACACAAACUUGAGGCGAAAACAAAUCAACUGGGCAUAAAUACAAUUUCCAUGACCGACACUUCCCUGGAGGAUGUUUUCCUAAGUUGUGCCGGGGAGCAGGAUCAAGUGGACACCCCAGAUGGAUCCAGAAACGAUGCCCCGCUACUGACCCCCUACAAAAGAUUGCCCAGUCAGCCGCUGCAGCCCAGUCUUCUCCAACUUUGGAUGGCGGUCUUUUACAAGAAGUGGACCUUUAUCACCAACGAAUGGUUAUAUACUCUGAUAAUGCUAUCAAUUCCCUUUGUUUGCGUUUGCGGGGCCAUACUUGUGAUGCACGCCAUGUCCAUAGUGGAGAACGAGGAGGCUUUGCCGCUGAAACUCAGCCAGAUGGGCACAGGCAUUGUUUACAUCCACAAUCCGACGGGCCAUCACGCCCAGGUGGAGCAGCAGCUGCGUCAGCAGAUCGAGCUGAGCGGAAUCACGGUGAAAACACUGCAGCUGCGUGGGAGUAAUGAUGUGAAAAAUGAAUCUCUGGACUUGCAACGUGACAACUUGGCUGAUUUCUUGGAACAGGUAAUUGGCAUCCUCGACAUGUACGGCGGUGGGCGUGGCACCGCGGAUACGCCAACCAUUGAGAUCUUUUACUCGGGAAAUCGCUACCACAGCUCAGUGGAGCUCAUCAACUUGGUGGACUCCGCAAUGCUGAAGCUGGAGCGUCAAGAGGCGGACAUUGAUACGACCUACGUGCCCAUCCGUCGAUUUGUCAGCGAUAUAAGUCCCUCCCGCCUGGAGUACUAUGCGGUCAUCGUGUCCGUCGGCAUGUUCUUCUUCAUGUUCUACUUCAUCUCGCUGCCGUUCCGGGAAUACGCCAACGGAUUCCGCCAGCUGCAGACCAUGUCGCGAUUUACCUACUGGAUAUCUCAUUUUGCCUUCGAUAUGCUGCUCCUGAUCUUUGUCUGCGUCACACUCUUCCUUUUGCAAUACCUGGUUAUGCCCGCCGAGCUCUACUCCGUGGCGGAUCUAAAGGUCAUUGUAUUGAGCAUCUUUUUCUACUGCUGCAGCUACCUGCCCAUUCUGUACGCCCUGGGCAACAACUUCAAGUCCAUCUCAACGAUAUCCACCUAUCUGCUUCUAAUGCUGAUCGUGUCGGCCAUUGCCCCACUGAUCACCUCCAGCAAUGCGGCGGCCAUGAAGCUGCACGAGACCAAGAUCGCCUUCCUACGCUUCCUUCCGGACUUCAAUCUGAACCACCAGUUGCGCGUCAUCAACGAGAACUUCAUUGCCCGUCGACGCUCGGGACUGAUGAAGAACCUCCUCUGCGAGGACACCUUCUUUGUCUAUGCCAGCGCCGUGGGUUUCCUGGUCAUGGCAUUCUUCACCAUCGUGCUGGAGCACAAGUAUCUGCGUAAGCGACUACACGAUGGCCUCUGGAACUGGAAAUUACCGCAUAAGAAGUCCAACUCGACUGGUACCCUGCCCAGUACUCCGAUGUCGGUUAUUGAUGAUUGUGCAAAGGAAGAGAGGCGGGUUGAGGAGCUGAUCAAGACCCCAUCGCCGGAUUAUCCACUGAUUGUGAGUAAUCUUCGCAAGUGUUACCGGGACACGGUGGCUGUGGACGGAUUGAGCUUUGCAGCCGAGCGCGGCGAGUGCUUCGGUCUCUUGGGUGUGAAUGGAGCUGGCAAGACAAGCACAUUCCAGAUGAUAGCAGCCAAUUUGCCGCUGGAUAGCGGCAACAUACGCAUCCAUGACAUUGAAAUUCAAAAGGAUGAAGUGGCAUAUCGCCAUUGUUUUGGCUACUGCCCGCAGUACGAUGCCCUGAAUAAGUUCAUGACCGCAGAGCAGUGUCUGCACUACAUGGCAUUGCUUCGAGGACUGAGCAACGCCCCCGAGGGGCAAGCCAGCGUCAAGGAAAACGUCAAGUACUGGCUGGAGAAGAUGCAUUUGACCAAGUAUCAGCAGGUGCAAGUACGCCACUAUUCGGGCGGCACAAAGCGCAAGCUUCUGGCGGCAAUGGCCAUGAUUGGUGCUCCCUCAUUGGUGCUCCUGGACGAACCCACCACCGGCGUUGAUCCCAUUUCGAGAAGGUUCCUCUGGCAGUGCAUCAAGGACUUUCAAGGACAGGACCGCACUGUGGUGCUCACGUCGCAUAGCAUGGACGAGUGUGAGGAGCUGUGUAAUCGCUUAGCUAUCAUGGCACAUGGCAAGUUCAAGUGCCUAAAUAAUAUUUGUGCCCUUAAGCGAUUGAGCGGCUACACCAUAAAACUUAAAAUGAAGGAGGACACCGAAACGGAAGAGAAUGUGAGCACGAUCACCGCCACGCUGAAAGCGCAAUUUGCGGGACUGGAACUGCGCGAGAGCCAUGCCGGCACCCUCACCUACUUCGUAGGCACCCAGGAGAACGUGGUCCUCUGGUCGGACGUGUUCAAGAUAGCGGAGGACUAUCUGGCCGAUCGGUUAAGUGACCUCGUGGAGGACUAUUCUGUGAACGAGUGCACCCUGGAGGAUAUUUUUCUCAAGUACGAGAAAGAGUCAAAGUCACAGGCAGUGUCACGACAAACUUCGGUGCAACGAAGUCCCCAAAUCAACUACGUUUAAGGUGGCGGGUAGCAAUAUCACAAAGAACGAGUACAAGACUGCCGUCGUGGGGAUCGGGCACGCCAUUUCCGCGACACCAUCUAUCAUCUGUAUAAAUUCCACUUAACACUCUUCUCGACCAGUAUUCAUUUCGACUAAGAAUCUCUUUGCCCUUCAGAGGGUUAUCCUCUCGACGGCGGUCGAUUGUGCUUAGGGCUGUCGGCAGGAUCAUUGAACUUAACAUAUGUAUUUAACAUUAAUUAUAAUAAUCAAAAUAAUAAAGAACACAUUUUUAAAUAAACAUUAAAA